CGAAAGUACCGGAAAAACGAACGAGGAAGCCAAGAAGAGGUGGUGGACCUGCAGAGUAUUUCAAGAAAAACAACUGAAAUACGACUGUCCAUGUAUUAUUCAUACUGCAGGGUGAUCAUUUGAUUCUUAAUACACCAUAAGAAGAAACUGUGGGGAUGAUUUUGUGAUCAGACGCCCUUGAAGAGGGAUUAACGAAGCGCGCACCUGCCAUGUGUUCGAAAUUCCGAAUGCGCGAAGCAAGUACAAAGGGGCAAGACGUCGAGAAACAAAACUGAUCGAGGAAACAUCAUUUCCCCCAUUCUGCAGUGACGAUUUAACAGUUUCAAGCAAAGGAUCAAAUCGAAAAGGGAAUCUACAAUCAUGUUCAUCGAAACGCUUCAGUUCACCAUUCCAAUAGACUUGUGCACUGUAUUUUCAUCGUUACAAAAAGGACCGAAGUCGAAUCUUGAAUUUCCGGCAUCGGUGAACUCCUAUGGCACGACACAAGAUGCCAACAUUCAAGUUGCGUUGCAUGCAAACAAGCUGACGUUUACAGUUGAUGGCGUUUCGUCAAAUGCGAGCAUGAUAUCAAAGAGCGAAUGCAAAACUUUAAGACUUUCAGUAUUUGACGUAGACCGUUCAUUAAUACCACAAGAAAGUGAAGUUGUAAGUUACGGGCAGAUGUCAACGUCGGUCACAGUUUCAACCAAGCGCUUGCACGAUAACACCUCAUCAACUCAACCUGCAUCGAAAAGUAGUCGGACUGAAUAUUUAGAAAGUACACCAAUUCGUUCACCAGCCCGUCGCAUUCCACAUGCUCAAUCCACGUCUUCUCCGUCCAACAAUACCCAUUCAAAAUCUCAAAAUGACACUUCUGUUAAUGUGAAACAAGAACCAGAAGAUCCAGAUUUAAUAGAAAUAGAACCGGAUCCUGAACCCGAUGGUGUUGUGCCAAAGACAGAGACUCCAUACAUGCAAAUAGAUUAUUCAUCAGAUGUACCUCAUACGCAAACGUCCCAAGCAGCUCUAGAUCGACUUUCUCAUCCACAAUCAUCACAUUCUCAAUCACCUGGUUCUUCAUCAUCGUCCUUCCAUCAAAAUGUUCCACAUGUGCCAGAUUACGCCGGACCCAGUACUAGUCAAGUUCGUCAUGGUGACCAAAGUGCAGAUGACUAUUUAGUGUUUCAAGACGACAAUGACUACGGCGACGAUAACGAAGCAGAUUACAGCAAUGACGAUUCUAUAGUCAGAAUGCUGCAGUCACCUUCUCAAGAAAUGCCCCAAGAUAUGGGAGGAUUGUCUGGAGUAAUCUGCAAUUUUCAGUUUUCCAAUAUCUCUUCCUCAAAUCAGUGCAGUUUAUGUGGCAAGCUCUUCUCUAGUCAAACUAGCUGUAAGCGGCAUAUGGAAACCAGUCACGGAAACUUGAAGUUUCCGUGUGACUGCGGGAAGAGUUACACGAGACAGACAGACCUCCACAGACACCAGGCAGCUGCUCAUGGGAACGAGGCUUGUGUUUGUGUGUGCGGGAAGAUGUACGUGUAUGUUCGGGGGCUGAGAGCCCACCAGAAGAACUGUACCAUAUAUAAGGCCACUGUUUGAAAAUAGACAGGAGCAUGUGGGGCAGUGGUUUAGCCGAGUAGUUAAAGUGUUCUCUCAUCAUGCUGGAAGCCCAGGUUUCAUUACCAGCAUCUGUGUUCGAAGCCAUUUUCUGGUGUCCCCACCUAGUAUUGCCGGAACAUUGACAAAAGCGAUGUAAAGUUGACCUAAAGUAAUGUAGAGCUUAGAAGAAGAGUCAUGUUCAUGUGUGGCAUUAAGGACUCUCAGAUACAGACAUUACUCAUGAAAACGUAUGACACAGAAACAUGUCUGGUGUCCAGUGUUGUAUGUGUGGGUGCGUGACUUCUCUUUAUGUGUUCUUGACUGGGUAAAGGGGCACAGGUGGCCCCGGACAGGAACUGCUUGUCACCGUGUAGAGUUGUGUCCCAUAACCAAGCACCUGGAAUGUGAUCCUUGGUCUUUCUGUGCGCCUGGGAUGCGAUGGCUGGAGUCCCAGACUUUGAUCCUUGGUCUUUCUGUGCGCCUGGGAUGCGAUGGCUGGAAUCCCAGACUUUGAUCCUUGGUCUUUCUGUGCACCUGGGUUUCACAAAAGUGGCGAAUGUCUGUAAUCAACUUAUCAUUUUCUCCCAGAACAAGCACAACAGGACUUCCAUUCAAAGCAAAGUUUAACACAAAUCAAUCAGUCACUUGGCUGGAACUUUUUACGACUUGUAUCAAUGAAGAAGGUGACUUUGUGCUUUGACUUCUUGCUGAUAUUGAUUGCUGUGGCAAACCUUUGACUUUGUUUCAUCAUCAUUAUCAUUUUUUCAUCAUCAUCAUCAUCAUCAUCAUAAUAAAGUGGAAAACGUCUGAGAUCUGCAUCACUUUGUGCUUUCCUCCCACAAUAAGCCAUGAUAUCACUGGAAUACUGUUGGGAUUUUGUAUCAAGGUUAGAUAUUUUUCAGCGUCAGCUAGGACUAUGUUGGAAGCAGAUAAGAAAGUUACCCUGGUCAUAAGGAGGGAAUUGGAUCAGGUGGUGAUCUAUGUGACCGAUUGCAUGUCAUUGUGCCCACUGAUACAGGACAGUGUUCAUUCUCUCAGUGUCGGGUUUGUCUGCCCAGGCAUGUGUUGUAGGAACCAACCAAUCAAUAUUCUGGAGGGGGGAUUUCAGUUGCAGCUGCAAAACCAGAUAUUUUUUUGUAUUUUGAACUAUUUUGAACCAGGAUUAUUUAAUUAAAGAGUGAGUGAGUGAGUAUGGUUUUACGCCGCUUUUAGCAAUAUUCCAGAAAUACCACAGCGGGGGACACCAGAAAUGGGCUUCACACAUUGCACCCAUGUCGGGAAUCGAACCUGGGUUCGUGUGCUUUAGGUCUUCCAGCCUUGUAUUGUGAUUUGUUGACUAUAUUGAAGUCAAAAUUUCUCUUGUGUCAGAUAUAUCAAUGAUUUAUAUAAGAUUCUAAACUAGCACCCUUGGCAGGCAAAUUGGGAAGAUAAGCAUAAUUUUUUUCAAAACUUGGAUAUUUCUUACAGGACUUACUUUCCCAAGUUCUCAGGUAUUUCAAGCAUCUUAUUCGUUAUUGGUCCUGUUAUGAGGUAGCCUAGUGGUUAAGCGUUUGCCCCUCAUGCCGAAGACCCAGGUUCGAUUCCCGACAUGGGUACAAUGUGUGAAGCCCAUUUCUAGUGUCCCCCGCUGUGAUAUUGCUGGAAUAUUGCUAAAAGUAGCGUAAAACCAAACUCACUCACUCACUAACUCCACAAACCAUAACACAAGUUUGACUAGAUUAACAUGAACUGGACAAGUUUAAAUUCCAAUUUGGGAAUUUUCACUGACACUAGAUACAGACUUGGGUCAAAAUAUCGGCCUCUGAACAGGUAGAGAUAAACCCAAUAUCUCUUUCUAGGAAUCACUAGGUAAUGCAGUAUCAUACUGCCAGAAGCUUUUGUCUUUGUCAGUGACUCAGUGUAUUUGCAUCAUGUUACAUGGGCCGGCAGACCCAGGAAGAUCCGGGGUAGAAUAGGUCUUCAGCAACCCAUGCUUGCCAUAAAAGGCGACUAUGCUUGUCGUUACGGGAUCGGGUGAUCAGG
Molecule: messenger RNA, 3600 nt
Organism: Haliotis rufescens (red abalone)
Lineage: Eukaryota; Metazoa; Mollusca; Gastropoda; Lepetellida; Haliotidae
Product: zinc finger protein 8-like
Exons: 2
Coding region: 361-1578 (405 amino acids)
Biological process (GO): regulation of transcription by RNA polymerase II
Cellular component (GO): nucleus
Molecular function (GO): RNA polymerase II cis-regulatory region sequence-specific DNA binding; DNA-binding transcription factor activity, RNA polymerase II-specific
Source: RefSeq, a predicted model, not a curated record